CAACGCUUGGCUGUGCGCGUUUAUCUGUGGCUGUCGACUGUAGUCGACGCUCGUACCGAAGUGGUUAAAUGUCCAAAUGCAGGACCUCCUUUGGGGUAGAAAUAUACAAAAUUUUUCAAAAGAGUGUAAGAAAAAAUUUUUUGCCUCGUACUCAAAUGUUUUCUGCAAGCCCUGUAUGCUCAGACAGCUUGGCCCUCUCUCCUCUGUAGUGGAAAGUGUGGGCUCAUGCUCAGAGGAUCUCAUUCAUGCCAACUGCUUGCAAAUCAGGGUUAUGUAAAGGAAGGAUGGGUGCCGAGCCCCUUCCCUCCCUGGGCACCUCCUGAGGGCUUAGAGAAGGGAAGGACGCACCUGCUCCCCAGUGGAGUCUCGCAUUCCCUGGCAUGGUGGGUGAGUGGGGCACCAUGUGGGCUCCGUGUGGGUGCCGUGUGAUCCCACCAGAGCACAUGGGGUAACGGGCCACAUUGCCCAGCUCCUGAAACCCGCAGCCCUGACCCACUGUCUGUUCGCAAACUGUCCAGCACAUGCCAGGUGCCAGGCGAGUGAGCCAGCGUGGCCCCUUCCCCAGGAAUGCAAACGGCAGCAACCACCGGGCAACCCACACACCUGCCUGCUGUCUCCAUGGGCUGACACGUCACUGAAGCAGGAGGGUUGAGCCUUGUGUGGGGUGUGCGUGUGGCUCCAAACCCAGGGAUCCAUGACCUCACGUCUGACCCGGCAUGCCCCCUGAGCCUGCUGCCCUACAGGGAGCGUGUCACACGCCCUCCCUGUCCACAGAGGUGUGUGUGGUGUGCUCGCUCCUGGUGCUCGCCGCUGUCUACCAGCCCCCACCCCAGGAGACUCCCCGCCCGGAAGCAGACCAGAGCUCCCCAGCCCUGCUCAGAAGUGGUGCUGCUUCCUCAGGACCCAGGGAGUGAGGUCCAGACCCCAGCAGGCCCUUCCGAGCUCCAGCCCAGCCCCUCCCCGUGUUCCUGGGCCACCGCUGUGUGGCCUUGGAGCUCUCGCAGGUGGCCUGCCCGCCAUGGGCUGCUCCUUGGGUGGCUGUCCCUGCUCUGCACACCUGGUCCCCACUUCUCCAAAGGCCACCGCUGGUGCCGGAUCUCUUUGUCUUUGAGCAAGGGCGGUGAGAACGCCUCUGCCACGCCAGCACCUCCUCUCAGGGGUCGACCCCUCCAGGCACGCACCUCUCAUGCCCCGGAGCCCAGGCGUGGCAGAGCCACAUGGGGAGGGUGUGUCACAAAGCCUGUCUCUGCCUCACUCCUGCCACCAGGCUCCUCGCACCCCGCCCUUGCCAGGUGCCCAGUGCCCCUGUGUUCCCGAGGUCACCUCCUGGGUCUGUGCCUGGCGCCCGUCACAGUCCGUCACGCCAGCUGUGCCGGGUGCCCUCCUCCUAUGUCUGCAGGGAGUGGGGUGGGGUCUCGCACAUCAUUGCCGUGCUGCCACCUCAGCACCUGCCCCUGCACUCUGAGCACUCUGAGGUUAGCUUGGCCCACAUCCUCAGUCUUCAUGUGCAUGAAGUCACACAGCACGCGCCCCCCCCCGUGCCGGUCUGGGGCGCUGCCUCGAGUCCACCUGUGAGCGCACCACCACACAGCCGGCCGUGGCGGGGUCUGUAGGUGCGUGUUUGGGUUAUUUUCAUUUUUUGGCAACUAUGAAUGAAGCUGCCCUGAGCCUUUCUGUAGUUCUUUGGGCACAUGCGCAGGUGUCUCUGGGUGAAUACUGAAGUGGAGGUGUUGGGUCCUGGGUCAUGCGCCACAGUUAGUAGAUGAUUGCAUGAGCUUUCAAAGGGGAGUGAGGUAGUUGCUCCACUCCUUGCCAGUCUUCUAAAAAUCUUCUAACCCUCGGGAAGGUGUGUAGUAGCAUCUGGCUUGGAGUUUCAUUUGAGUUUUCUUCGUCAUGUCCUGGGCAUCGGACACCCUCUCCUGAGCGCCUGCUCCCGUCUCCGGCUGUCCUGCCGUCAAGUUCGCUCUUAUCUUAUUGACCUGUAGAAGUUCUUAUGUAUUCUGGAGAUGAGCUGCUGUCUGUCCUGUAUAGCAAAUGUCUUCUCCUGCACCAAGGGUUGCCUUUUCACUCUUUUAAUGAUAUUUUUUUGAUGAACAAAACUUCUUAAUUUUAAUCUGGUGCCAUUUAGGAAUCUUUUCCUUUAGGGAUAGUGCUUCUGUGUCCUGUGUAACGGCUCUUUCCCUAUGCCAAGGGCAUCAAAAAGUUUUAUUAUCUUCCGAAGGCUUCUUGAUCUGUUGCAGAGAUAGCCACUUAGCAAGUGAAUUAACGCACUCCCUGCCGGGGGCGGUUUCCCCAUUUGCCAGGCACAGCUACCGAGUGCACACCACCGGGGCCAGCGUGGGCAUCAGAGCAGACUGGGGUCGUCCAGCAGCCCCUGCGUAAAGCUCCAAUGGCUUCUGGAACACAGCCCCCUCUGGGCCUCUGCCCAGUCCAGCCUCUGGGCUCUUCGUGCCGCCAGCUGGGUGGCUUUGCGUGCUCUGGUCCCUCUGUGAGGGGCACUGACCUUCCUGGUCUCACCUGGCAUGUCAGCGUCCACAGGCCGCCAUGACAGACUGGCACAGACUGAGGGGCUUAACUCAACAGGAGUUUAUUCUCCCAGUUCUGGAGAGCAGAAACCCAACGGCAAUGUGUGGGCAGGGCCACACUCCUCCAGAGGCUCCGCGUAGGAUCCCUCCUGCCUGCUCCAGCUCCUGGGGGCUCCAGGCCAUCGGGCUGUGGCCAACUCGCUUCGGCUUCCGUCUCCAGACCGGAACAGGAGGGGCUUGUUACUGCAGCUCUGGAGGCCGGGAGGUCCAAGCGCAGGGCACUGCAGGGCCCGCGUGGACCUGGCGCCCAGCAAAGGCGCGUGGAAUGAGGGACCAGCGCUUGAAGGUUCCGCGGUUCUCGCUUAGCCUGCUCAGUACUUCCCGCCAGCGUGGGCAUCGGCAGUUGUCUGUGGCAUCUGUACGACCGGGUCUUAGAACUCAGAUGGAGAAACAGGCAGGCUCUUGGUCUUUAUUUUACUCCCUUUGGGACUUGGGCAGGAUGUCCGGUGUGAUGCUUUAGAGAAGCAGCCUUUGACCUGGACCUCGGGCCUGGGGCUGCGGUUUAACCUCCACUCGGGCUUCGGGCAUCUGAGCUCGGGGCCUGGGCUGCAUGUCACGCGCAGACAGGCCUCCGUGCUCUCUUGCUGCUCCGCCAGUCUCUGUGGCCGUCUAGUGACCCUAACUGGUGCUCCUGGAUGUCCUGGGAGCCCAGGCAUCUCUGGCCUGGAUAACGGGCCGAUGAGGACAACCUUGGCGGGUGACUCUAGUGCUGGAAUGUUCCAUCCUCCCGCCCUGAAGCAGGGACAGGGCAUUGCCAGGUGGCCUGGCAGGGUCUCCUCUCGGCCCCCACAACCUGAGGAGCGGCUGUCCUCACGUCCUCACCUUAGGUCUGUGUGCCAGUGGCUCCAGCCGUCACCCCUGACAUGGACCUGCUCCCAGCCCCACACGGAAGACACUCGGGGACCAAGUGCGGUUCCUGGAGACCGAGGGUGCCAGGCGGGUGGGGGCUGGGCAGGCCUUGGUGGGCCAGGGAAGCCCUGCUCACCCGUGUCUCCUUCUGGGAGCCGGAGGAAGGGAGACCGAGUGGGUGAAGCUGGAAGAUGCCCACCAGCCACCCCUGCCACGGGCCCUGCCUUCCUGCCUUCCUCAGUUUCCCUUGCUGGAACACGCCUUGCCCGGACUCUCCUCUCCUGCCUGUGCCGUCCUGUCCCCUGCCCACCCCCUGGUCUCCAAGAGGGUCUGAGGCCACACCUGGUUCUGGCGAGCAGCGGGGUGCGAGGUGUCCUCCGUGGGGAGGGCGCUGUUGGAGUGCGCAGACGUCCUGGGGGCGCCUGCUCGGGCUCCGGCCCCGCCCUCCCUCUCACCUCCCCAGCAGUGAAGGGCCCUGCGGGGCUUCGUCCCUGCCAGCCCCCGCUGCCCAGAGGGCAGGAGCGCACCGGCACCCUGGCAGGGGUGGAGCCUCACCCCGUCCCCGUGACCUGGGCUAGAGCACAGCAGCCCGGCCGUGCCUGGCCUCUGGGUGGCCCGUGCCCGCAGGCUGCGGGGACAGCGCUGUGGCUCCGCUGCGUGCGGGGAGGCACAGACAGCCAGUGCCGCUUGGUGCCGGCCUGGGGAGCUCCCACGGUCUGGGCAGCGCAGCGCGAUGAGUGGCCACUCACAUGGAGUGUCCUGGGAGAGGCGAGGAGAGCCCUGUGUGACCGGAAGCAUGGACAGUCGCCAGAAGGCACUGCGCUCAACUGGGCUCUGAAAGAAAGAGCUGGAAACGCCAGUGUGGAGAGCUUGGUGCCGGCCUGGGGUGUCCACAGCCUCUGAAUGGCCUUUGUUCCCUGGGCAUGUUUACUCGGGCUGGGGACCUGGGAAGCGCUGGCUCGGGAUGCAGCGCAGGGAGGCGAGUUCUUCAGGGACUCUGCCCACUCCCUCCCACUGAGGGCAGUAGGGAGCCUCCCUUGCCCGGCUCCAGGUUGCUGCGGUCUUGCAAUUUCACUGUCCCCAGACCUCACUGUGACCAGGGAGGGUCUCGAGAGCCGAGAGCAGCCGUGGCCCCUGCAUGGCUGGCCAGGGCCUCGGUGAGCAGAAGGCCUCCCCUUGUCCCGGCGCCCGGCUUCCCUCGGAGCGCUGCAGCUGGCUUUGGGCUUAGCUGGGGGCUUUCCCCCUCCUGUCUCCAUCCCCUCCCCUCUCCGCCUCCCCCCGUCCCUGGUCAGCUUCCAGGGACCAGGCCAUCAUGGAGCCCAGGGGAUGUUCUGGAGAGGCUGUCUGGGACCCGGCAGGACUUUCUCCGUGGAGACCCAGAGGAGCCGGAGUUCCUUCCCUUUCCUCCUUUUCUGCACACUCUGGGCUGCGUAGGCUGCCCCUGAGGGUCCAGCCUUGUCCUGCCAGGCUGGACGGCGCCUCCCCGGCAUGUCCUCUGCUCGGCUCUGAGCCCGAGGGUGAUGGCCAGAGGGGCGCCGUCCACGGGGCCUGGGCAAACCCACGGUCUGUGCAGGGCCACAUCAGGUCCUCGGGCGCCUCCAUCCCCAGGGUGCCCGGGCCGGCCCUGCUGGCAGCAGAGGCAAGACGCCGGUGCUGCCUGCACAGGAGUGGGGUCUGUCUCGGCAGGGGCUCACUGGGUCUGUGGCCACACCGGUUAUGGUGAGCAGCACGGGCCCAAGAUGUGCUCCCCGGUGAGGACACGGUGUGGGGUGGUCCAGGAAGGGUCGCAGGCUGCUCCUACGGGUGGAGGGCCCUACCCUGGACAGGGCUUGGGAUAAAGAUCAGGAGGAUCCCGGCAGCACCACAGCUCCCGAGCCAGCCCUGCUGAGGCUAGAGCACUUUGCAGAGAACUGCUGAUGGGCGUGGGAGCUGGCAGCCCCUGGGGGCCCUGGCAGUGGCUCAGGAAGACCCACUUUGGGAAGCCCUGCCCACCUGCAGGGCCUGGGGCUGUCACCAGCUAGGAGACACAAGCUCCUGCCAAGUGCAGCAGCCGCCCACCCGUUUCCCAAUGGUCUGGCAGCACAGCUCGCCCCACACAGCUCCCUGGGCUACAGCGCACUCGGGGUUGACAAUUUGCCCUUAGACAGAAGAGGUGCGUGAGAGGGGCCCAAGCCAGUGCAGCCGUGCAGGGGAGCGUCCUGCGGUGACAGCACGAUUGCUGUGGCAAGGAGGCCUUGGCAGCAUCUCCAGGGCACAGAGGACGGUGCAGCCCCCCAGGCCCCCAAGUCACCACAGAACCCAUCAUCUGCAAAGUGGCAAUUCUCCAAAGCACACAGGGUGCUGGCUGCUGCCAGGUAGAGACACGCAGAGUGAGCUGAGAACUUGAGUUAUGAAGUUUUAGGGGUAAAGGUCACAGAGCAUCUUCAUCUGCAGACAUGGGUUUCCCCUGUGGGAGAACCUGUUCCUAGGAGCAGGCCCCUGGUCCAAGUGACAGGCCCCUGGCCCAAGUGACAGCAACAUGGUCCUAGGGACAGGAACGUGGUCCUAGUGACAAGUCCCUGGUCCUAGUGACAGGAACGUGGUCCUAGUGACACGCCCAUAGUCCUAGUGACAGCAACAUGGUCCUAGGGACAGGAACGUGGUCCUAGUGACAAUUCCUUGGUCCUAGUGACAGCAACAUGGUCCUAGGGACAGCAACAUGGUCCUAGGGACAGGAACGUGGUCCUAGUGACAAUUCCCUGGUCCUAGUGACAGGAAUGUGGUCCUAGUGACACACCCGUAGUCCUAAUGACAACAACAUGGUCCUAGGGACAGGAACGUGGUCCUAGUGACAAGACCCUGGUCCUAGUAACAGGAACAUGGUCCUAGGGACAGGAACCUGGUCCUAGUGACAAGACCCUGGUCCUAGUGACAGCAACAUGGUCCUAGUGACAGGAACGUGGUCCUUGUGAGAAGCCCCUAGUCCUAGUGACAGCAACAUGGUCCUAGGGACAGAAACGUGGUCCUAGUGACAAGACCCUGGUCCUAGUGACAAGACCCUGGUCCUAGUGACAGGAACAUGGUCCUAGGGACAGCAACGUGGUCCUGGUGACAAACCCCUAGUCCUAGUGACAGCAACAUGGUCCUAGUGACAGGAACGUGGUCCUGGUGAGAAGCCCCUAGUCAUAGUGACAGCAACAUGGUCCUAGGGACAGAAACGUGGUCCUAGCGACAAGACCCUGGUCCUAGUGACAGCAACAUGGUCCUAGUGAUAGGAACGUGG
Messenger RNA from Microcebus murinus (gray mouse lemur), 6696 nucleotides. NCBI's taxonomy places the organism in Eukaryota, Metazoa, Chordata, Mammalia, Primates, Cheirogaleidae. The record is from RefSeq and is a predicted model, not a curated record.